Molecule: messenger RNA, 4237 nt
Organism: Girardinichthys multiradiatus
Lineage: Eukaryota; Metazoa; Chordata; Actinopteri; Cyprinodontiformes; Goodeidae
Product: zinc finger protein OZF-like
Exons: 2
Coding region: 339-1937 (532 amino acids)
Cellular component (GO): nucleus
Source: RefSeq, a predicted model, not a curated record
GAAGACUUUCUGGAGGCGUUAGCAAAGUUAGCUGUGUUGUGUUUUGUUGUAUGAGUUGAAUAUUUGUGCAGUAAUAUGCGUCCUGAGUGAUGCCAUCGUGUCUGGAGUCUAAAUGCUGGAGUGAACGCACUCAAGACGCAUUGUGGACGGCUUUGUUCAGACCACCGUCAUAGUUGGCCUGGGACACUUGUUGACGAACGCAGUCAGUCCUGGGACAGACUGAAGGACCACCCGUUGACCCAACGUGACUUCACUCAAAAGGCAGAGUUAUUGGACGGAUCCCGGAAGGAACCGCUCUUAGUAAAGUUCUGUCUGAUCAGUGGACACCAGAAGUUUGGAUGGAUCUCCCACAGCAUUGUCCUUGGAAAGACGAGGAGGUGUUCACUGAUCAACAGUUCUGCAACAGAGGAAGGAGCUCUGGUUUGGACCAAAAGGAAGCAGAACCUCAGCAGUUGGAGGACUGCCAAGAAGAACAUUAUCCUCUGCAAAUGAAAAAGAUCCAUGGUGAAUCUGAACCUUUCAAGAUUAAAGAUGAGAAGGAGGAGCCUGAACCUCAACAAAUAAAGGAGGAACUAGAAUCUCUACAGAUAAAAGAGGAACCGAAAGUACCAGAACCUCCGCAGAAAAAGGAGGAGGAGGUUUUCAUAGACCAGCAGUUGUGCAACCAGGAGAGGAGCUCCAGUUUGGACCAAGAGGAAGCAAAAACGCAGCUGUUGGAGGAGAGCCAGAAAGAAAAACAUCCUCUGCAAAAGGAAAGGAUCAAAGGUGAAUCUGAACCUUCCAAGAUAAAAGAUGAACAGGAGGAACCAGAAGCUCCACAGAUAAAGGAGGAGCAGGAGGAACUUUCUAUUAGUGUGGAAAAAGAGCUGCUUGAAAUGAAGUCAGAAGCUGAUAGCUUUACGAUAGGUCUUAAUAGUGAGGAAACAGAUGGCAUGGAACCAGAACCAAACAAGGACCAACUUAUCAUCCAGAUGUCUUUUGAAACUGAUAACCAAAAUCAGGAAAGUAGCUAUCAUGAAGAAUUAGGAUCAGAUAGAGAAGUAAAACUGAAACAAAACAAGAAGUGUCAGAAAAUCAGAGGUCACAGUGACAAUGUAGACGUUUCAAAAGGGAAAAGGCAGAAAAAAACUCACAUGGAAAAGAAUUUGUCUUCAUGUAAAAUCUGUGGUAAAGUUUUAGCCCAGAAAUAUUUGAGUGAGCACAGGAGAAUUCACACAGAUGAGAAGCCUUUUUCCUGUAUGACCUGUAAAAGAAGUUUCCGUCAAAGAAGUAAUUUGACUGUUCAUAUGAGAACUCACACGGGUGAGAAGCCUUUCUUGUGUAAAACUUGUGGAAAAAGGUUUACGCGGCAAAUGUUGCUGAAUAAACACAUUAGAACUCACACAGGUGAAAAGCCUUUCACAUGUUCGACCUGUGGAAAAAGUUUUACCCAGGAAAGUAAUUUGACUUGUCACAUUAGGACCCACACAGGUGAGAAGCCUUUCUUGUGUUUGACUUGUGGAAAAAGCUUCACCGAGGGAGGCACUUUAACUCAGCACAUCAAAACCCACACAGGUGAGAAGCCUUUCUCCUGUUUGACUUGUGGAAAAAGUUUUAGUGUUAGAAAAGAUUUAUCUCGACAUGAAAAAAUUCAUACAGGUGAGAAGCCUUUCACAUGUGUGACUUGUGGGAAACGUUUCAGUGAAAAGGGAAAUUUAUCUCAGCACAUAAAAAUUCAUCCAGGGGAGAAGCCUUUCUUAUGUUUGAACUGUGGAAAAAGUUUUGUUGAGAGAAGAAAUUUUUCUCGUCAUAUCAAAACUCAUACAGGUGAGAAGCCUUUCUCAUGUUCGACCUGUGGAAAAAGUUUCAGUGAUACAAGAAAUCUGUCUCGGCACUCAAAAACUCAUACAGGUGAGAAGCCUCUGUCAUGUUCGUCCUCCGUGAAGGAAGUCAUCUGAUUGUUCAUAUGAGAACCCACAGAGGUGAGAAAUUUUAUUCACAUUUGUGGUCGGGUUUUUCUCUGUGGUGACUAGUAUGAUCACAGGGAAACUCAGACGUACAGAUGUGAUUUUGUGAAUCUUGUUGAAUGUUUAAAACAUUUGAACUCGCAGGUGACAGUGAACUGUCUUCUGGAUUGCAAAUUUCUGGUAUAACAUCACAAAGAUCACUAUAGUGUUAAAUUUAACAGGACAUUUUAAUUUAGUUUUAUUCAGCCUUUAGACCACAGUUUAACUAAGUUCAACCGUGGUUUAGAUGUUUAGUCAUCUAAAGUCGCCUUUUGGUUGUAGUAUAUUAAAUCUUAAUACAUUUUUAGUCGAUCAAAUGUACUGUCAAUUUAGUCAUCUAAAAUAUAGGUUGUGGGAAAAUGUAUUUUUUUCUUCCGCGCCUCUUUAAGGUAAAUCAUUGCUUUAUACUUAUGCGAAAUAUUUAUCUUGGAAUAGACCAGAGUUGUACUUUGCGGUACACGGGCUUAAAUUUAUUGGCCUUUGCUUAUUCGAUUAAGUGAAAAAACUAAAUUUUAAAAGGGAUAUGACAUGAUAUACAAAACCUGCAUUAAAUUAAUGAUUUGUGAAAGCAGUGCAACAGUCUGAAACUUCAAGUUAACUUUUAUGAUUAUUUAAUAAGCAAUUUAUGUUAAGCAAACAAAUGCUAAACUCUCUUAAUAACAUUUGUCAAAACAUGUCAGAAACAGGCGAGGAGACAUUCUAGUGCAAAUAAGUACUACUCCUCAUUCAGCUCAGACCUGGAUCCUACCUCCUUCUCUCUCCAGCUCCUUAUUAGUCAAGGUUGUCGCCCUAAUAAGAACUGCAGCAUCAGGGAUUGGUUUCCUCACAAAGGUAUAGCUACGCAGACUUGCCAAUAUCCUGAGUGGUGAGCUAUGGUUGUUUCAGAGUUUGCUCCAGCAGGGGUAAUUGUAAAUGUUCGUUGAAGAUUCCUGCUGAUUUCUGUGCAAUGUUUGGCACAGAUGGGGUCCAGCUGGUGCAGUAGGCAUCUGCAAAUAACUACUGUGCACAGAAGGUGUCAGGUAGUGUGUCAAGACCUGCCAGUAGCUUAAAGAUCACCAUGUUAUCUCAGGUGCUCCAACAUGUGGAUUAGGGGAUGUGAGGCCCCAGCUUGAGGCUAUUCGUAGGCACAAAGGGUAUCAGCAGGAAAGAUGAGGAAGACGAGCUCCUUCAGCUAAGAGGUCCUCAAAGAAUACUCCUCCCUUCUUUACAAUUUACAUGUUCUCUCAGGGCAGUCUAGUUGGCAUUAAAAGGUGGACCUCUGGGUUACUUUUACCAUGAAUAGUGGGUACUUUGCCUGAAGAAAUCAGGUCUGCCACCUCCACCACUGUCCAAGACCUGACAGAUGUGUAGGUUCUGCAUCAUAAACUAUGUACCCUCUUAAAAAAAAAACUUGUUGCAAAGAUGGGUAGUGCCUGGGUUUUACACAGUAAGGUUUGGUUUCCAAGACUGAUGAGGUUCUAUACCCUCAACACAAAUGUCUGUGUUCCAAGGCGGCAGAUGUUGACAGACCAUUGUAGCCAGAGACUGGUUUGCCACAAUCACCCGCAUCAUCUGCAGGGCUCCCACAAGAUUCUGGUUCUCUAUGGACUUUACAGAAUUCUACUCUGGAAGAACGCGGCCAACCCAAGGCAGGAUGAUUGCUGUGGGCUUUCGCCUUGUCUUUACAGAUAAAUCCCUGGCAUCAUCGUACUUAAAGGUCAUAGCAUCAGUGGACAAUAGACUGAUCACUGGGCGACCAAGCACAUAAAUGUGCCGGAGUUGAAAGCUUUACUGGUAGAAAUUCCUCACCUCUCACAAAGAAUAUCUUCUGUUUUGUGAAGCUAUUUCAUUACAUGAAAAACUGCAUGAAAUCACCAAAAACAGUCUCAAGAUCCACAUGAUCAAUCAUUUACUGAUUGAGCAAUAACUAAGUAGCCACCAACAGGAGAUACUGCAUAAUGAAGCACGUUGAUCUAGGUUUCAUUUAAAAAAUUUUAGUCUUCAGGACUAAGAUGUUUCAACCUGUUGCACCAAGGCUGUGGAAUGCAUUGUUUCUUUUUGUACUGGGUUUGGACUCUGUGGAUACUUUGAAAAGCAGCUUAAAACAGUUUCUUUCAAUGUUUUAGUUCGACUUUUCUGGUAGUCGUUUAUGAUUGUGUUUUGUUUUCUGUGUUGUACACUGCUGUGUAUUUUGUAGAUCACCCCUUCUGGUGAAACACUGUGACAUUUGUCUGAAAACAUGUGAUAGAAAUAAACUUGUUGAGGAAAAUAAA